This is a messenger RNA of Daphnia pulex (common water flea), 3353 nucleotides long. RefSeq names its product serine proteinase stubble-like. The record is from RefSeq and is a predicted model, not a curated record. Lineage: Eukaryota; Metazoa; Arthropoda; Branchiopoda; Diplostraca; Daphniidae. Gene Ontology annotation, biological process: proteolysis. The transcript is spliced from 9 exons. The coding region runs from base 783 to 2648 and encodes 621 amino acids. Gene Ontology annotation, molecular function: serine-type endopeptidase activity.
UUUGAAUGUUGGCCUCUCAGUUGAGGUUUCGCCCUUGGCGCGACGAGAUAUAGCUUCAUUUUUCCUCCCGCCGUCUAUUCGCAAGUCGAACGAGUUGCGUCCGUGCGUGUUCUCUCGUCGUCGUCGUCCCGUCCGUGUUGCGUGUGUGCGAUAGCCAGCCUAGAGUUUCGUUUGGUCGACAGUCUCUUUUCUCCUUUUUCUCUUUCUCUCUCUCUCGGCCAUUCUCUCUCAUCUUUCUUCCGUUUGUUUUUUUUUUUUGUUUUUUCUUGUUUGGCCUCUUCUUAAGGUGUGCCUAACAUCUCUUGCCCCUUUAUAAUCCUGGGUGCGUGAGUUGGCGUGUGUGUUGCGUGUGCGUUGUGUUUUUUUUCUUCUCUCCUCUCUCAUCUCUACUCUCUUCGUGAGUGUGUUGUGCAUGUGUGUGCGUACAUGGUGUCGUGAUUUUUUCGACUGACCGGGUCACGACUUUUUUUUGGGUGCUCAACCGGAGAAGAAUAAGGAACGCAAAUUUUAAACAUUUUCUCGGCUCGCAAAACGGAAGCGGAAGUGCAGCGCGGCGACAACGACCACCAACAUUUGAGUUAGCCGAAAUUGUUUGAUUAUCGUCACCUGUUGUUUGUAUAAUAGGGGCGGGGAAAUAAGUAUGAGAUCGUCGGAUUGAAAUCAUUGAUUAAUAAGGAAGCAGCUCAUCAUCAUCCGCUACAUACCAACGCAGUCGGUUGAGUUUUUUGUUUGUUUUCGGACGGGAAUAAUUCUUGUUUGGCGCGCUCUCCCGCGUGAAAAUCAUGGCGAGAAGUGUCGGCACAGAUGAACAUCGCCGGAUGUCGGUGGUGGCCCGGCUGGGUUUUUUUUACUUGUUGAUCAUCGUCGUCUCAUGCUUGAGCAUCCUGCCGUCUUCGUCUGCCAAAACCCAGAAUAGCACCGAGUGGAAAAGAAAAGCCAACGCCAUCAGUCAUACCGCGACGGCCAGCAGCAGCAGCUUGAGUGAACAGAUGGCGAAAACGCCUCGCCAACAUCAACACAGAAAUCAUCAUCGCAACAGCAGAGUUGAAGCCAGUCUACUCCAGCAGCAGAACCGGACGGCUCUUCACCGGGAGAGUAGCAACAAGAACGCCGACGCCAGUGCAAACGCGACUAGAAUUGGCAGCGCGACCAAUAACAGCGAAGAAUUAUCUCCAUGGUCACCCUGGUCAAAGUGCAAUAAAAAGUGCCGUCAAAAUCGCCAGCGGAAGUGCAUCGGCAUCUCGUCGACGGACGCCGAGGCGCUGAAGCGAUGCGCCCAGCAUCACAUCCUCAAACAGGAACGGACGUGUCGCAAGGGCCGCUGCAAGCGCGGCGGACGGGCCUUCCACGUCGUCCUGCCGCCGAAGCGGGAGAGUCUCAACAAGCAGCCGACGACCACGGCCUCGUCCUCGACCUCUUCUUCUUCGUCGUCUUCGGCGGCGCAGAACCAGCAACAGUCGGACGUGCGCGUCCUGCUGAGUCUCAAUUCCAUUUUCUACUCGUCGUGGAGUCGGUGGUCUCCUUGCACCAAAGCCUGCACCACAACUCGCUACAGAACGUGCCGCUUUCAAGUGGUUUGCGGCAACACGGUCCUUCACGAGGAAGCCUACUGCUACACGGAGGGCACCGACUGCGAAAAAUGGUACAGCGGACGCUCGCGCUACACCAAAGAUGACGACAAGUAUGAACACAGUCCGACGGCAGCCCCUGAAAGAAGUAAUGGAAGCAGCAGUAGUAGUAAUAGCAACAACAACAGCAACAACAACAACAACAACAACAACAACAACAACAACAACAACAACAAGGGUCACAAGAAAGCCAAAGAGGAGCAAGAGUUGGGAAGCCAGCCAGAGUGUGGCGUUUCUAUGAGUGGCAGCGGAGGCGGCGGCGGUAGCAGCGGUGGUAUCAGCAACUUGUCGUACAAUUUGCAGCUGCGCAUCAUCGGCGGAAGGGAGGCGACACCGGGUAGGUGGCCGUGGCAAGUGGCUAUCCUCAACCGCUUCAAGGAAGCCUUUUGCGGAGGAACUCUCAUUGGAGCCCGUUGGGUCCUCACGGCGGCCCACUGUCUCCGGAAGAGACUCUACGUUCGCAUCGGGGAGUACGACCUAGUGGAAGACGAUGGCACUGAAAUGGAUUUCCGGGUGGAAGAGGUGUUUGUUCACCCAGAGUACGAUCCGGAGACGGUUGACAAUGACGUGGCCUUGCUACGGCUUCCUGAGGCCAUCAAGCUGGGCCAGCAGGGCAUUCGGCUGGCUUGUUUGCCCCAACCUGGCCAGUCAUUGCCCAUCACCCAAAAGUGCACCAUCAUCGGUUGGGGUAAAGAAAGAAGCUCACACGUUUUCGGUACCGAAGUCCUGCACGAGGCCGAGGUGCCCAUUGUGAAAACCUCGGCGUGUCGUGAAGUGUACGAGGAUUACUUCAUCACGGAGAACAUGUUUUGCGCUGGCUAUCGCAAAGGGCGGAUCGACUCGUGCGCCGGCGACUCGGGUGGCCCACUUCUCUGCUCGGUCGGCGACAGGUGGACCAUUUUCGGCAUCACCAGCUUUGGAGAGGGUUGCGGCAAGCGCGGCAAGUUCGGCAUUUACACCAAAGUGCCAAAUUACGUCAGCUGGAUCCAACGAGUCAUCGAUCUAAACGGCGGAAUCUAAUAAAACAAAAACAAAAACAAAAAAAGGAAAACCAAUUCCAGGAUCCGUUCUUAUAUAUAUACAUACACACCUUACGCAUAUUACAUCCGUCUUCCCGCGUGUCCACUGUCUAGAGAGCGAUCGCACUAAAUAAGCGCCGACAUCACACCCAGCCCAUAUAUUAUAUAACUUGUUUGUUUUUCAAAAUUUUGUGUGCGUGCAGCCCCCCUCUGAGAAAUGAACACAUAUUUAUAGAUUUAAAAAAAAAGAAGAAGCAUUAUAUUUGACUCAUCUCGCCAUGUGUUGACGACUAACUCUGUGUAAUACAUUAUGAAAGAAAAUUAACGAAACAAAAAAAAAGAAACCAACAAUAACAAAAACAAUUAAACAAAAAAAGAAACUUUCGUAGUCGGUGAAUUUAUUUGUUUUUUCAAAGAAAAAGCCGAUUUUUCAGUUAUUGCGUCACUAUAUCCUUAUACUACUUAUGAAAAAAAAAUUGUUGCAGUUUAUUUUGCUUCCCAAUUUUUAACGUCAAGACCCAUUAGCCCCUUUCCCCUCCUCCCUCCCCUUCUCCGCUGUAAAACUGUGAUAUGUGUGUACGUCUUUCCUACAAAACUAUUUUUUUUUUCAAACUUCCAGUGUUAUAUAUCUAACCCCAAAUAACGGGAAGAAGGGAUUUUGAAACGCGCUAAUAUCCAAGAUAAAUAAGCCUACAUCAUUUGCAAA